CACCUCACAUGACUAAACCGCGGGAUUCGAUUGGUCUGCGUCUACUCCGUGUUUAUUUCCGGAAGUAAGUUGUUGUCAGUGUCAGACUUUCCACUAGGAUUAUCAAAUCUCACAUUUACAGCACCAGAACGUCAGGUGUGUCCUCAUCCACAGGAUGGCACAUUGGUUUCACAGGAACCCUCUGAAGGCAACAGCGCCUGUGUCCUUUAAUUUCUAUGGAGUGGCAGGAAGCCCCUCUGCCAAUAAGAUAUGCAAUGACCUGCGGACUAACAGGGCGAGACUGCUGGAGAUGUUCACAGAUGUCACCUGCAACCCUGAGAUCAUGAAAAAUGCCACAGAUGCAUACUUCUCCCUCCUCCAAGGCUUUAUCACGGCCCUGGAUGGAACAACACAGGAGAACAAGAUGAGAUUCAUUCAGAACUUCAAGUGGACUGACACCUUACAAGGAAACACACCAAGUGCCCAGCAGGAUGCAGUCUUUGAACUGGUCUCCAUGGCCUUCAAUGUAGCCCUGUGGUACACCAAGUUUGCCUCGAGACUAGCAGGGAAAGAAAACGUGACAGAGGCUGAAGCGAAAGAUGUUCACCGGAGCCUGAAAGUGGCUGCUGGUAUAUUCAAAACUCUCAAGGAGGUCCACAUCCCUCGUCUCAUCACCCCGGCUGAAAAAGGCAGAGACCUGGAGCCCAGAGCGAUGGAUACAUACAUCAUCCAGUGCCAAGCGGAGGCACAAGAAGUGACAAUUGCCAGAGCAAUUGAACUGAAGCACAACGCAACACUCAUCGCAGCGCUGGCAUUUGAGACAGCAAACUUUUAUCAAAAAGCUGACCACACGUUGAACACCUUGGAGCCAGAAUGCAGUGGCAAAUGGAGGAAGUACCUUGAGCUGAAGCAGCACUUCUACAUGGCUUAUGCUUAUUGCUAUAAUGGGCAGACGCUGUUGGCGAGUGACAAGUGCGGUGAGGCUAUAAGAUCCCUCCAGGAGGCAGAAAAGUGUUACUCCCGUGCUGAGGCGCUGUGCAAAGAGUACCGUCAGACCAAAGGGCCGGGCUCCACGGCCAAACCAUCAGAGCAGCUGUUCUUCCUCAAACUGGGCGGCCUCAUCAAAAACACUCUGGAGAAGUGCCAGAGAGAAAAUGGCUUCAUAUACUUCCACAAGGUCCCGGCCGAGGCCCCCGACCUGGAGUUGAAGGCCAGUUACGGCCUGGCUGAGCCAAUCGCCUUCGAGCUGCCGCCUCUCAGCGAGCAGUGCACUCCUGAAGUCUACGCCACCUUCGACCUGACCAAGGGAGCCAAAAAUGACAAGGCGAAACCCAAGGAGGCAGAGGUGAAGCCGGUGAAGGAGCCGGACCUGAAGCCUCAGAAGGACACCGGAUGCGUCAUCUCAUAAACUUUCCACACUUUCUAUUUUCAGCCUCAUGCUAUAAUACCAUCUAUUGUAAUGAUGGCAUCCAUAUUUCUAACCUCCAUAGGAAAAAUGUAUUUUUUUGUUCUAGAAAUCCAUGGUAGUUUACAUAUAGGCUAAAACAUCUGUAUUAUAUUUGACAGCCCAUUAUCCUUGCGUCUAAGCCAGAGACAUUCUUCAAGUAACAUUUUAAAUCAAUAUUUCAGGUUAUUAGUAGCAAUUACAUGUUCUAGUAAAACAAUAGUACAAAAAGGCCUUAUAAUUUAUAGCAGUCCUAUAAAUGGUGCCUUUGGCUGUGGGGCAAUUUCAACCUCUUAUAAAAGUGUCUUUAUUUUUAAAGGGGCCCUACACACCCCCCCCUGCCUGAAACGCCUUCAUUGGACUCCUUUGUCUACUUCCGUAACAUAAUGAAAUCACUACGUAACACUCGCUGUUCUAUUGGCUAGUGCUCCAACACAUUGUACGUGAUAGGCUAAGGUGCUGCAGCACAGGCAGUAUUGAACAUUAAAUAAUGGAAACAUCUCACAGGAGAGGCAAAUACAAAUAUGAAAAAAAUGUGCAUAGUACCAUGCACAUUUUUGGCCCUUGAUUGCUCUGGCCUGAUUAUAGGAAAUAAAGACAAAAGGAAAUAGAUUUAAACUAAAUAUACAGUACUGGCAUCUAAAAAGAUAUGUUGUAAAGUUUUCACUACAGAAUAUGAUGCAGCCAGCUGGAUGUUGGAAAUGUCAUUCCCACAAUCAGAAAACUCACUUAUAACAGAAUUGAAACGGGGUCAGACAAUAUGAACAAACCUGCAUUGCUGAUACAUUUUUUUUGCUGUUUACAAUCAAUACUUUUAGAUCACAUGACGUAUGUACUGUAGUUCUUUUUGUACAUGAUAACUGUUUUUUUGUACUUCUAUUCAUUUAGGAAAUUACUCAAUGAGGCUGGAUGAUUACUUCACAUGCUUAGGGAUAUACAUCCUGAUAAUAGUAGUUCUUAAUUUAUUUCCGUUGUUAUGUAAUGAUAUUUUAGCUGAAAACACUUAUACAAUCACAUGUAUCUCAAAUCAUAUGUUUUGGUGAUUUCUAUGUUUCAGUGGGCGCUCCGGCUGAAACAUACUGCUGUUGUCAAUCGUUGACACAUGUAUGUAUGUUCUGUACAUUUAUUGAGUAUUUUCCCCUUCCUUAAAGACAGUGAUGGGAGCGUGAGCAUGACCACACACACACGAACAUCAGUGUCUAACGUUUGCUCCAACUUGUCCAAAGUCUCCCAUGGUUACGGCAUAACUAUUAAUCGCUGAAUAAACUGUUUCAUACUGCCCACAUGUAUGCCCCUAGAAAAGGAGACAAGUAUCCUCACUGAUCCAUAUUUAUAUAUUAUAUAUACGUGGAGCAGCACAGAAAUCAGACCAGUGCUUUAUUCUUUUCCAGGCAACUGUGUAUUAAAGGGUGUUGGGAAUACCAUUACAAUGUGCGCUUCUUCUCAUUCAUGUACAAUGUAUUUCUGACAGUAUUACAUCAUCCAUAACACUCCACAUGCUUAUACUGUACAUGUACACGAUUCAUCCUAGCUAUUAAAAGGAGAAAGGACCCA
Gymnodraco acuticeps is the source of this 2977-nucleotide messenger RNA. RefSeq names its product BRO1 domain and CAAX motif containing (gene brox). The transcript has 13 exons. Lineage: Eukaryota; Metazoa; Chordata; Actinopteri; Perciformes; Bathydraconidae. The record is from RefSeq and is a predicted model, not a curated record. Bases 155 to 1387 code for a protein of 410 amino acids.